This is a messenger RNA of Ichthyophthirius multifiliis, 294 nucleotides long. RefSeq lists its product as hypothetical. Lineage: Eukaryota; Ciliophora; Oligohymenophorea; Hymenostomatida. The transcript has a single exon. The record is from RefSeq and is a predicted model, not a curated record.
AUGAUGUAAUAAGAAGAAACUAAUUAAGAAUAACCUUAAUAAACUGAAAACUAAAACAAUAAUGAAAACAUGAUGUAAAUGGAAUAAGAAAAUAAUUAAUAAUAAGAAAAUAUGGAAAAUAAGGAAAACUAACAUAUGGAUUAACAUACUAAUUCAACAAAUACAUCUGCAUCGAAAAAAAUGGAAUAAUAAAAUAAAGAAAACGAAAUGGCUAAAGAUGUGUAAAAUUUUUAAUAAGAAGAUGAAUAAAUUUUAAACCCAUUAACCGAACAAUAAUUUAUUGAAAAUUAUUGA